Messenger RNA from Psylliodes chrysocephalus, 2001 nucleotides. The record is from the annotation of a GenBank genome assembly. NCBI's taxonomy places the organism in Eukaryota, Metazoa, Arthropoda, Insecta, Coleoptera, Chrysomelidae.
AUGGCAGAAGAAGAUUCUUCGGGAACUGUCAAGCAAUUUACCAGAACAGUAUUGUUUAACAUUCUGAAUGAAUUUAAAGGGAAGAAAAUUGAUGAAAAGGUUUCAUUAUUCGAAGAGAGACUUCUGAAAUUGACUAAUUGUCCAAACCAAGAAAAAAUUAAUUUUAUCCGUGCUUUGAGGUGUUUCAAGAGCGAUUUCAAGAAGAAGUGGAGAGAUGCUAGUUACAAGGAAGAACGUUUUUUGAAAACCAAUGAGCACUGGCUCACAUCUUCGAUUGAACUGCCUUACUGGCCUGAAAAACUUACACAAAAACCAGGACGACCAUCUAAAACAUUCGAAGAACUGUGCGACCGCAGCAAACGACGAAAAACUAAAGAGCUGCGGGAGCAAGUACCUGUAGAGGAGUUGACAUAUGCGGCUGGCGUGAGUCAGCGUGUUUCAGGACAUAGUGAUGCGUCAAAAAUAAUAAAGGAAAUUAUUGCUUCACCAACCAGAGCUGCGGAAAUACGCAAAGUUAUUACUACUGUCAGUAAGCAAACAACUGUGAAGAAACAUACACCUGCAGAAGCACUAGCCAUCUUUGUUGAAGGUGACUUUACCAGAAGACGGUGGGAAAUAAUACAUAGGUCGAAUAAGAGCAUCUAUCCUUGCUAUUCACUCAUACAAAAGGCUAAAAAGGAGUGUUAUCCUGAUGAAGCAUCUAUGUGUGUGACUGAGACAUGCUCUGAGGUUCGUCUACAAGCAUUACUUGACCACACUGUGUUGCGCCUGCAUAAAUAUGUAGCAGAGGUUGUAGAAACAUGCUCAGAGAAAGAGAAGCAAAACAUGGUUUUAAUAUCUAAAUGGGGAUGUGACGGGUCGCAACAAACCCAGUAUAAACAAAAAUUUCAAAACAUCACUGACAGUGACGCAAAUAUUUUUCAGAGCUCACUUGUUCCCUUAAGACUGCUUGUUAUCAUUGAUGGAGAACAGAAGAAAAUUAUAUGGCAAAACCCAGUCCCAUCCUCACUUAGAUUCUGUAGACCCAUACGCAUACGCUUCAUAAAUGAAUCAAAAGAUGUAACGAAAGAAGAAAUUCGGCACAUCGAAAAUCAAGCCGCUCAGCUUCAGGAAACAGAAGUGGACGGAGCAGGCAAAAUAAAGCAUAAGAUAGUGUUUACAAUGAUAGAUGGUAAGGUCUGUAAUGCUGCGACUGAUACUGCAUCCACCAUGAGAUGCUAUAUUUGCGGACAGACAUCAAAAGAUUUUGAUAAAUUAAUUAAAAAAGAUGUCAAUGUAGAAACGCUGAAGUUUGGACUCCCGAUUCUGCAUGCUAGAAUACGUUUUUUCGAAUCGUUACUACAUUUGUCCUACAAAAUACAACUGAAAAAGUGGCAAGCGCGUUCUACAGAAGAAAAAAAAGUUGUCAAAGAAACAAAAGAAAAAAUUCAAGAAGCUUUCAAAGAAGAAAUGGGACUCCUGGUUGAUGUUCCCAAAGCAGGAUUUGGGAACACGAAUGACGGGAAUACGUCAAGGAGGUUUUUUGCUGACCCGGAAUGCUCAUCUCGAAUCACUGGAGUCAGUGUGAAUUUAAUACAACGAUUUAAAGUCAUCUUAGAAGUGAUUUCGAGUGGCAACAGCAUCGACGUCGAUAAGUUUGAAGCUUACACAUAUGAAACUGCAAAACUGUACACAGAUCUUUACGAUUGGCACCCUAUGUCACCAACCAUCCAUAAAGUUUUGAUGCAUGGAGCGGAAGUCAUAUCACAUGCAAUCCUACCUAUUGGCCAGUUAUCGGAGGAGGCAGCUGAGGCCCGCAACAAGCACCUCCGACAAUAUAGACUGAAUUUUGCACGAAAAUUCUCUCGAGUGGAUUGUAAUAGAGACGUAUUGUAUAGACUGUUACUAAGUUCGGACCCAUAUUUAAGCAAUAAUAGACCAAGGCAGCACAAAAAAAACUAUGCCAUUUUCGCAAGAGGCAAUCAACCUGAUGAUUGCAAGCACGCCGCCUGUACCUCAUGA